ACUACUCCAAGGCCAACAACUACAACGUGCACAACAACUACCACUACUCCAAAAACAACCACAACAACUACUUCAAGAACCACAACAACUACAACGUGCACAACAACUACCACUACUCCAAAAACAACAACAACAAAUACUCCAAGAACCACAACAACUACAACGUGCACAAUAACUACCACUACUGCAAGUACAACCACCACAACAACUACAAUGUGCACAACAACUACCACACCAAGGACAACAACAACUACGAUACCGAACACAACCACCACAACAACACCAACUACUACGCCGUGCACAGAAAAACAAACGACAUCUCCACCAACAACACCUUGUAUAACAACCCCUGCACCAACACCAUGUCCCAGCUCAUUGUCCAUCAAUAUUAACAGUAAACCAUUGUCYUCCCCACAGGGUAUGUUCUCGAACAUAGAUAACUAUUUGGAGAGCAUUUGCUCAGAUAAGAGGAACGGCUUUUUGUUACCUUCGUUGAGAAAUUGCAAUGAUUACUACGUCUGCCGCAAUGGAGUUGCUGUCGAACUCAGCUGUGCUAAACUUCAUUUCAAUCCAUUGAAGGGUGUCUGUGAUCGACCUGAAUAUGCUGGUUGUCUCCUUGCUUAAAAGGUUAUUUUCAAGCCCAGUAAUUAUUGAAAGAGAAAUUUGCGAUUAAGAAACCCUCACUAUACACACACAUAUAUAUUCUUCUAAAUAAAUGUAAAAUGUGCUGCCUGAAAUAAAUGACUUCGCUACUAUUA
Molecule: messenger RNA, 758 nt
Organism: Bactrocera latifrons
Lineage: Eukaryota; Metazoa; Arthropoda; Insecta; Diptera; Tephritidae
Product: integumentary mucin C.1-like
Exons: 1
Cellular component (GO): extracellular region
Molecular function (GO): chitin binding
Source: RefSeq, a predicted model, not a curated record